UCCUGAAGAGACCAUUUUGAAGGUAGUGAACACUGGAUUAAUAUUUAAUUCUUUAUUAUUAAGCUGUAACUGCACAGUGGAAUGUAGGCAGCUCUAACUAUCAAAGGAUUUGGAAUUACAGUUUGAAGCGCAAGAUGAAGCUUUUUCUUCUGAUGAUUUUCUACUUGCUCAAUUCCCCCAGUGCUAAUUGUCAUCAUCAUGAUAGCAGUGACUCACACAGUGAGGAGGUAAGAAUGAAUUCUCUUCACUAUAGCAGUGAGUCUGACAGUGAUGAGAGGGGCAAUUGGUACCCAGGAUUUGGGAACAAGCUGAUUCCUUUCUGGCCUCUGAUUCCUGUUCUGUGGCCGCAGCCACCACCUGCUCCUGCCCCACCUCCACCUCCAGCACCUAAACCAAACCCAACAACAACCACAACCACAACUACAACCACUACCACAACCCCAACCCUAGUGGUUACUACCACUGAGCCUCGAGGAGACGAGUAAUGAACUGUGCUGAUCUGAGAGAAGGAACUGCAGAUUGAAUUACUUUACUUAAAUUCUCCAACAACAGAAAUUGUACUCAAUGAUUGGAAAUGUAUGCUGUAUGUGUGUUUUGCAUUUAUAUAUGUAUUGUAUAUGUUGUAUUUUGCAAUUUUUUGAACGAAUUAUUCUGAACAAAUUGGAAAUGGUUUGACACACUGAUGUAAAUGAUUAUGAACAAUUGUCUGCUGUUUGCUACAUUAUCAAUUGCUUAUAUCAUACUGAUCACAAUGUAUUAUACCAGUCUCUGUUGAAUAGUCUUAGCCCCCCAAAACAUCUAGGCAUAAGUUCAUUGCAUAAGUCACUAAAUGCAAAACUGUUGAACACGUUGUCAAAAAUCGAAGUUAAAUAAAAACUUCAUUCAUAUUCUUCAAAUACAAGUAUAUAGCUGAACGAAAUGUUGUUUUGUACGGCCCAUAAACAAAGUAAGAAUAGACAACAUCAAAUCACAACAUACUACAAUAGCAACACUCCAUUCACAAGACCAUUCACCCACAAUACCAUACACAGUAAAGAGUAACAAUACACAGUGAGCAGAAUAGUGAAUAGUGAAUAGUGCAAAUCGCAAAAAAAAUGUCUAGUAGCCUUACAUACAUUGUAAAUGUAUCCAGAAUUGAUGAAAAUAUACAGACGGCAACAUCAGCCAAAGGGAUCCCAUAUCCCAUGUAUCCCAUUUCUAUGUUAUUAUGCUACGCAGUGCUAUAAAACAGUCCUGUCUUUUUCUUUUCUGUAUUACAAUGACAUACUCUGUCAAAAAAUCAGUAUGAACAAUAAACAAGCAUA
Messenger RNA from Micropterus salmoides (largemouth bass), 1304 nucleotides. RefSeq names its product submaxillary gland androgen-regulated protein 3A-like. The record is from RefSeq and is a predicted model, not a curated record. The transcript has 3 exons. Bases 135 to 485 code for a protein of 116 amino acids. Lineage: Eukaryota; Metazoa; Chordata; Actinopteri; Centrarchiformes; Centrarchidae.